AUGCGCCUCCAGGUUUCCUCAUUGUACAGCGGAGUAUUCUCUGUGACAAGGUCUACAGCCUCAUCAAAGCAAUUCCGAACCGGAUUCAGUGCUUACAUCUGGAUAUCUGUUACCCAAGCGCAUGUUGAUGCGCAGGCUCAGGUCUCUGGGGGACCGAACGAACUCUACUUACUGAGGCCUCAGAAUCCUGCGCCUGUCUUCAUGACAUCUCCUAAUGAUGCGGCGCCCUUCCAGCCUCCGGAACUGCCAACCGGCGUCGCCAACCCGAGACGGCCAAAGAUCAGGGCUUCGACAGAUUCUAUGGCAUCUUCAGUCUCGAAUCUGCCAUACCGAGCGUCUAAUCCCUCUGUUUUGUCCCUCUUCGCGUCAACAUCCACGCCAACUGGCUCCCGAUCUGCCUCCCCAAGCGGACUCGGAACCUCCUCUCGAAUGUCAGGCUCGGUAUUUGGAGGAACACCAGGAGAAGGAACACAGAUUGCUUCAGCAGAUCUGCCAGAGGACCCUCGAAAUCUCAUUCUGCAGGCUUUCGUACCACAUAUUGCAGUCCAUACCUCUACAGACACACAGGAACUAGUGAAGGACAAGGGCUUUGAUGGGGGGCUUUGGGAAUUACUGCGGCCAUUCGGAGAGCGUGUACAAGGGAAGGUCACUGUGAGGGAUAGCAUAGGAGCAGGCAAGGCUUUUGAGGAUUUCGCAGUACGAUUCGUCCAACUUGGAGAUGGACAGGAAAUUCCAGAGAUCCCGGGCUCCAGGAAAAGUGGCGAAGAAAAGAUUCCCACAACAAACAGCGCACCGAUAUCAGGGCCUAUUGCCGCUCAACGUGCGAGAACAGGAGGGGAUAUCGCUCCCAUCGAGGCCUUGGUGGACCGGCAUUUGACGCAUGCCGAGGACUACCCGAAUAUGGAUGGAGAAGACUACUUGUCAUUCAAGGAUUCACGGCCGAAAAAUCACGACAUUCCGUCCCCUUUCUACACCUUGUAUCUACGAAGACUAUUAUCCGGAAUCCCUUUGGCACCGCACGAGACAUUUUCACACCCUGUGGCAUGUGUUAUUGCAAUUAGCUCACGGAAUUCCAGCCCCAUAGAAACCCUUCGGAAAUUGUAUGAUGAGUCGAGCUUCGGGGAGAAGCGGUUACCUCUCUGGGUAAACAAUGAGUAUCUGAGAUACUAUGUUUUGGUACACGACGAGGAACGUGACGACAUUGCAAAAUCAAUCAAUUUGUUCGAGCAAAUGAAACGCCAUUUCGGUUUGCAUUGCCAUCUGCUCAGGCUUCGGAGUAGCCAAUGUGUGGCGACGGAUGAUGAUAGUGUUGAGCUACCAAGAUGCGAGUGGCUGUCCGCGUCGGAAGAGAUGGCUGAAAUCCGGAUUCGGGAACUGGAAGAAGACGUUGAAGACGCACAUCCAUGUAUCUUCGAGUCAGAUACGACUGCCAUCAGAACAUUUAUCCGGGAAAUGGUCACCCAAUCCAUUGUACCCUCGAUGGAGAGAUGUGUGGCUACCUGGAAUGACCAAGUUGCUUCGCGCCGGCGAGGGCUCAGCGGACGUCUCACAAAUAUAACGAAGAAAUGGUCUGUAUUUGGGAGCAGCUCAAAGACAUCCUCGAAUGGCUCUACUGGAAGCGGAUCGAGUGGCAACUAUGAUUCUACGCAAGGCUUUUAUCGACCGGAUGCUCCUGAAGCUAUCAUGCGAAAGCUGGCUGACUACGCUUUCAUGCUCAGAGACUGGAAGUUAGCACAGUCGACAUAUGAUUUGCUGCGAUCGGACUUUAAUAAUGACAAUGCAUGGAAAUACCAUGCCGGGGCAAAUGAGAUGGUGGCAAUCAGUACACUCAUGAAUGCGCAGUCAAUGAGCUCCAGGAUCAGGUCAGAAACAAUUGAUAAAUGGUUAGAAGCCGCUCAGUAUUCCUACUCUACUCGUUGCGGAGCAGGUUACGGCGCACUGCGAUCUAUUGCGUUGGUGAUGGAACUUCUGCGACUUCGUGGUGGGUCAGCAACCGAGGAUGCAGCGAACUGGGGCCAAAGACUCCUUGACUCAAAGGUCGUCGGCGUUGUAGGCGACGCACUCAUUAGAGAGCGCAUCGCGGUAUGCUACGCUUCCAAGAGAGGUUCAGGAUCCGGGGCGUGGGGUGCGAGGACGAGGAAAUCCGCGUGGUGGGGUGUUCGAGCGGCCGAUGCAUGGUUGACUCUCGGUAAACCCCAGCAAUCAAAACAACGCCUAGAUGAAGCGAUGGGGAAGUACUCGUCGCUGGCCCGCGAAGGAAGUGUAUCACAUUUCGCUGGUGCAAGCGACUUCAUUUCAUCUUUGCAACGGGAAAUCCAAUUGGCGCUGUAUCCCCUCUCUGCUAUAGAAGGCCCCGGAGGCAUGGACGACCUGAUUGAUACGUCGGUGGGGGAGGAAAGCGAGGCAUUUACAUCACGUCCCCAUAGGAGAAGCCUCAUGGGUGCCGCGCCACCCAUUAUAGCCAGUCUGGGUUCGGCACCUCUUCAUGGUACCUUAUUGGGAGGGGAAAAGGAAGCGACCCAGUCGGACCAAUUUGAGUGA
This is a messenger RNA of Drepanopeziza brunnea f. sp. 'multigermtubi' MB_m1, 2541 nucleotides long. RefSeq lists its product as uncharacterized. Gene Ontology annotation, cellular component: TRAPPIII protein complex. Lineage: Eukaryota; Fungi; Ascomycota; Leotiomycetes; Helotiales; Drepanopezizaceae. The record is from RefSeq and is a predicted model, not a curated record.